This is a messenger RNA of Wasmannia auropunctata (little fire ant), 1932 nucleotides long. Its product is annotated as homeobox protein prospero-like. Bases 85 to 405 code for a protein of 106 amino acids. Lineage: Eukaryota; Metazoa; Arthropoda; Insecta; Hymenoptera; Formicidae. The record is from RefSeq and is a predicted model, not a curated record. Gene Ontology annotation, molecular function: DNA-binding transcription factor activity, RNA polymerase II-specific; RNA polymerase II cis-regulatory region sequence-specific DNA binding. Gene Ontology annotation, cellular component: nucleus. Gene Ontology annotation, biological process: regulation of transcription by RNA polymerase II. The transcript has 2 exons.
GCAUUUCUGCGGACGAAACGAUAUCUGCGUUUGUCUAACCGUGCGCUUUUCUUACUGCGUUUCAGGGAGUUCUACUACAUCCAAAUGGAGAAAUACGCGAGACAAGCAGUUUCGGAGGGCGUGAAGAACGUCGAGGAUCUCCGAGUCGGUGGCGACUCCGAAAUCUACCGGGUUCUCAACCUUCACUACAACCGUAAUAACCACAUUGAGGUAUGGGGUCCCCAGGUACCCACCAACUUCAGGUACGUUGUGGAGCAGACGUUGAAAGAGUUUUUCAAAGCGAUCCAGGGCGGCAAGGACUCCGAGCAGAGCUGGAAGAAGUCCAUCUACAAGGUGAUCUCGAGACUGGACGACCCGGUGCCGGAGUACUUCAAGAGCCCGAACUUCCUGGAGCAGCUCGAAUGAAUCAGGAGGUCGCGUGGCUCUUGCUCUUCGUGGUGCGCGGGCUCGCCCGCGCUCGUCGGCUUCCGAAACUAAUCAGGAAACGACCAAAAACGAGGGAGGAUCGGCAUCCGCCAGGAGGUACACGUCCUUCGCGUAGUGCGUGUUCAGGUAUCCUUAAAUAACAUAUCGCAAAAACGAACGAGGGCUAGGAAGGGAGAGAGAGAGAGAGAGGAGACAACACGGACAGAGCCAAGGAGACGGAGGCACCAUCGACGUCCGUGGCCGACGUCAAGAUGCCAACGAAGGAUCAGGCUGUGACUGAAAUCACGAAAUCAAACAGGAAAGACGGGAAGAAGCGUACCGCAUAUACACAUGUGCACACGCAUGAACACACACAUAUACAUAGGCAUACGUCCAUUGAAAAAAAAAAAAUAAAAAAGUAACAAAUACUGCGAAUCUACGGCUGACGAAAAAAAAAACUUCGACAGUCGCCAAGUGUCGAACGCUCAUCGACGUUCCUCUUGUUUCAACCGAGAACGAGCACGAGAAGGUGAUUCCUGGGACACGAGACGAAGAAGCACGACGAAAUGCGUGGUCAACGAAACGGCGAGAAUAGAAUUUUAGCGUCGAUUUUGUCCGAUCUGUUUGUAAUGUAGAGUAUAAUUACUUCGUGUUUACCGCCUAAUUUUACAUCACACGAUAAGAAUAGGGAUUAUUUAAAAGAGACGAUAACACUGCUGGGGUUGUACUCACAGAGAAAGGGAUGGAGACUUUCGAGAAAACGUUUGCGAGCAUAUCCAAAGAUUGACUUUUAAGUCUCGUGCGUCGCGCGGCGAUUCCUCCUCUGGUUCUGGAAACGAGACCCGGAAGCGGAAUCCUCGCCGACCGGGAAGCGACGCGGGACGAGAGCAGCGUCUCCCGUCCCGCGCCGUUUCCGCGGAGAAAACAGUUUGGUGGAUGAGGAGAAAACCUUGCGCCAAGACCAUUUCGGAUAAUCCUACUUUGAACUCUGCAAGUAGCUUCGGUUUCGCGAAGAUCGAUGCUCCCCGAUAAAAUUCUGAAGAAAUUGAGACUUCUUAUCGCCGAAUGAACACCGCAAUGGCGAUUCAUACCUCGAUAAGAGGGCACCUUUGCUGCAAUCUAUAGCACACACACACCCACACACACACGCAAACACACAGACACACCCACAUACACACACACACACACACACAUGCUUUCUUCUUUCUUUCAGGAAAAGUAAAAUCUCCGAUGCAUUAAGUUGAAAGAACAUGAGGUUCUUCCUCGAUGCUUACCGUCAACCAGAAAUAAGUCACCAAUCUUUUCCUAGACUGUAUAUUAAUGAGUUUCACACCGCGUUAUAACCGAUCAACCGAGAUUCGAGAUCGACGUGAAAAUGCUUGGCUGAACUGAAAUUAUACUGCGCGUGAGAAUCGGAAUAAGAAACACGGCGCGAGGAAAAACUGGAGAUCGUGCGCGCAUCGAAUACCAAAGAAUCGACUUCGCGAGAACGAAACGCGUAACGUCGCAUGAGCAAUCGAGCGACCG